AUGCGAUCUGACGUUGAAUCGGGCUUUGAUGGAUGUGCGGACGCCCCCUUCGUGCCGCUGCUGGACUGCGCAGGGAAGCGAGCGGCAGCCGCACUGACGAUCCAGGCUGGCGUCCGCCGCUUCCUGCAGCGGAGCGCGCUGGCGAAGCGGGCGCGGCGCAGCAGCGACGCAGCGGAGGGGCAGGAUCCGUAUCUUUGCGCGCUGCUGCGCCCCGCUCGUCCAGCCGCGGCCUUCGAGAGGCGCAGCCCGGACGAAACACUCGAUCUCUCGCAGAGCACAGCGCUCUUUCUGCUCGAUGAGUUGGUGCAGUUCCUUGUCGGGGAGGCACCGCGUUUCGCGCAUCUCUCAGCGAUCACCCGCGCUCGCCCGAGACAUGGCGUCGACGCGACCGAGCCCCUCCAGGCAUGGUUCAGGGGGCCCGCUGACCGUUGGGCCGCCUCUGGGGCGCGCGUCUCCUUGCACGUGGACCCCGUCAUCCACGCGCGACGGGUUCGCCUGAUCGGGAUUCUCUCCCAUAUCGACGUCUGCAUCGAGUGGGGACUGAACUUCUUCAUGGACGCUGCUGGGGAUCGCGUUGCCCGUCGCACUGAGGCGAUGGCGCUGGGGUCUGGGGAGGGGGGCCUGGGCCGCGUCGAGGAAGGCUUCGAUGCAGUGGCCGCUUCUCUACGAGCCGACAUUGAUAUGCUCAACGUGCGGCUUCGGGUUCAGUCCCGUUUCCUGGCACCACCUGGCGCCGCCCGGCAGUUGAGGCAGCUUAGGCAGCUUAGGCUCGGGGCUCGGACGCCGGUGGCCGCGGCCGCGGCGGGCGUCGGCCACGCGCGGAGGGCCGAGCAGAAGUCGAGCGACGCCACCCCCGCGCCUGCGGGGGGCGGCCCGCCGAAGCUGGCGGAGGCCUUCCCGGAAGUAAGCGCGGCGCGCACUGGCACUGGUCCCGGCCAGGGUAUUCACGGCGCGCCUGGCACUGGUCCCGGCCAAGCCGCCGUGCGAAUCGUCACCCCCGCGGCCGAGCGGCGCCUGACCGGCCGCGGCGCCGGGCCCGCCGGCUCCCCACGCCGCGGGCCCGCCGGCGGCGCCGCUGGCGUGGCCGCUGGCGUGGCCGCAGCCUCGGAGGCACGGGGCGGCCGCCGGGCACCGGCAGGCUGGCCCGCACGACCUCCCGAGCGGCUGCGCCGCGGCGGGAGCACACUGACGGCCGGCGGCUGCUCCUCUGCCGGCGCCGCCUCCGUGGGGCCAUUGCCCCGGCUCUUGCCAGCAGGGUCCAUCCCAUCACCCUCGCUCCGAAGUCGGGCGUUUCCCUCGGCGCGCCACAAACGAGUCGGACAAUGAAUUCGCCGUGCCUGCUGCAAAUCUAGCGGCGCACGGCAGGAGCGAGGCGCGCCUGCAAAAGUGCUUCGGUCAUUCAUUAUGUUAUGCAGCCGCUCCGUUUUGGUAUGAGAAGUCGUUCGUUCGCGCCGCCCGCCCUUCAGUUCGAUGCUCGUUUCGGUGACCUUCCUGGAGCCCACCUAACGGAUCUGUUCG
This is a messenger RNA of Prorocentrum cordatum, 1518 nucleotides long. Lineage: Eukaryota; Dinophyceae; Prorocentrales; Prorocentraceae. The record is from the annotation of a GenBank genome assembly.